UCCAUCUAAAAGCAUCCAACGGUUCGCAUUCCACGUCGUCGCGCUGCUCCGGUUUGCUGCCAGACAUCAAUCUCGCGCAUCUAGGGCUCACGGCCGCAUCGCCCAUCGAUCAUCUGUGCUGCGCCUGAAUAUAUCCCGAUACUCGAUCGCCUGCAUCCGACUCUGGAGCGCGUUGCACCCCAUCUUCGACCUCCCACGGCGCGAACACUACUCACCAUCAACCAUCGCCAUGGCUACCGACAUCGCCCAAAUUAGCACCAAUGGCGCUCUCACUCCACCAUCAGUGCUUCCCGCUUCCACUUCACCAUCGCCCGCAAAGCGAAAACGUACCGACACAGACGCCCUGUCCAAUGGCGCACCAUCUGUCGCAACCGCCAACGGUCAACCUGCACCUGUGCAGACAGUACUGCAGGAUAUAGUAGCAGUUUUAAAGAGCUACGACACCGAACCAUCAAUACUGGAACACCCCAUCACUUCCUCAGCGGCCCGAGCAAUUUCGGGAGAGGCCGAUGCAAAACGCACGAAGCUUACGCCUCCGGCUCCAUCCACGAUCAUUAGCCUGCUACUAACCCAAUCGUACGAUUCUCUACAAGCAUUGGAAGAGGACGUGGAAGCUGCGACCGCAGAUAUUCUCACAAACAUUGGUUCCGGCGAGCUUGACACAGCUCCCUCCACUCCCCAAGAAAGCGUUUUGCAAGCCAAGGUUCUGGCCUUUCGAAAAGUGCUUAGAACCUUGAUCCACCGGGAAGAGGUUAGGAGAGCCCACAUCGCCUCCAAGAAACAAAACUCGGAGAAAGAAAGUGGCAGCCAGGAGAAUACCACGCCUUUCCAGCCUAGAGAAGAGCCUUCAGAAAGCCGGACAGUUUUGACCCUGUUUGGCAGUGCCCCUAAUCCCAGGCAACUCUUCUCCAGCUUGCAGCAGCCUCGUUCAAUAUCGUCAUCUAACACUGCUACUAAGUUAGAUACAACGAUCAAAGUUACGCUGCCUCUGCGUGAAUCAACGCUCCCUAAUAUCAUUUCCACCACAGAGGUAUUUCUACUCCCCGAUGAGGUAGACGACAGGAAGAGGAACAACGAGAAUGCGACCAUCGGAAAACUAUUCAAAGCACCUGCACAUUUGCCGCAGCUUAGCCCCCCAAAGCUCGCAAAAACUCUUACUACAAAAGGAAGCACAGUCACCUUUGCACAUCCGGAAGUGCCUAAGCCGAGCCGAAAGGGCUCGCAAUCAUACGCCAACCAGCACCUGUCGGCUGGAUACUGGUUGGGUUACGGCGGCGUAGACAUGCCAAAGGACCCUACAUCACCAACUGCAAAACAGAAAAGUCGCCAACGCGCCCUUAGCACAGGAGCGGGUGAACAGCCACCAUCUGAGUUGGCCCUCACGGCUGUUAAACAGGCGAAAGAGGAUGCUUUGUUUCGCAGUGCGUAUUCUAGCUUUGCGCCCACGCGCGAUAACGCAUCAGCAGUCGUUUCCGAGGAGACCAAGAACAUGGUAUGGUGGCAGAAAGUUGGGGAAAAGCGGUUCAAUGAGGUCUUUCCCAUUGACCCUGAUCUGCUCGAAACUGACCCCAGUGCCGAACCCGAGGAAUCGCUAGCGGAGAAUGAGGACGAACUGUUCAAAGAGGCUGUGGAUCUUUUCGAGCCUAUUGAAGGUCCAAUUCUCGAACCGGAAGAAAAGUCUUAUCUCGAGAAAGACACCGAAGAAGUGCUCGCAGAUAUAUCUGAGCUACUAGAGACCCUUGCGUCACACCAGAGAAUACGGAAUUCAUCUUUGGCCACCAAUCCUCGCACGCCGGUCAUACCAAAUGCGUCUCUUGCUAAUCUGGCUGGGAGUCCAUCCACACCCUCUUCCGAGGAAGUGGAUAUUUAUCAAAUACUCAAGGCCCAGUUGACUAUGAUGAUUUUGCAACUACCACCACAUGCCCUUGCCAAACUCAACGGGGACCAGUUGGAGGAAUUGAACAUCAGCAGAACCAUCUUGAUUGAAAACAAGGAUACUCGCGGCGUGCUGGAAGAGGACCAAGCUACCAGACUCGCAAAAGCUCCAGUACCUGCUACAGCGGGCCCACCAACAUUGACCCGUGUGACAUCCGGAGGAUCAGCACCGCAUUAUUCUUCUAGUAAUACACAAUAUGGGCGUAACACGCCUACAGUACAUAACAGUGCUCGUCCUGUGCAGGCGUCGACAUCAUACUUCCCCCAGCAACAGGCAGUUCAUCGAUCUCCUUCUGUCCAAUACCCACGUUCGUCCACUGGGCCUCAGCCAAAUUUCCAAACGCCAACCCCGACAUUUGCUACCAAUCCUCGGCCAGCUUACGCUGCCAACCAUAACUAUACGCAGCAGACACCUCGGGCAGCCCAUGCAUCAGCUCCUAAUCAAUACUACUCUCAAUCUGCUUCCAGAGCGAGCAGCUACGGUGGCGCGGCUGCUUCACAAUACUAUGGCGCAACACCUCAAACGCAAUCCCAAGCGCGGUACCCGCAACAGCAACAAAAUGGUUUCUUUCCACCGCCACGCCCGCAAAAUGUAGCACCUAUGUAUCCCAGUACUCCCAGCGGGCACGGACGCACCGCUUCUCCUCUCAAAGCUGCUCCUACCCCCAGCAACCCACAAUCUUCUUAUGGGUCACGCCCUCCUAGUGGGUUCGCUACCCCCAUGCCCGGCGGGCCAAUCCGCAAUACAUAUUACCCAGCCAGCCAAUUUGGUAACCCUCAACCACAGCCGCACACUCCUGCUGCUGCUUCCGCUGCCCCCCCUCACAACGCGACCAUCACGCCGGGAUACAAUGCAAAUCCUCAGCAAUUGAUAUACAACCAACAGCAGGCACAAGCAGCAACUCAGCCACAAGCGAGAUUGGCGGCACAAAAUAGCUUUUCGUCCCGGCAGGGAAGUGGUACACCACAGCCAGGGCAAACGAACGGGCAGUUCCCGAAUGGACAGUCCAACAUAGGUUCAAUGGCCACAUAG
Messenger RNA from Periconia digitata, 2968 nucleotides. NCBI's taxonomy places the organism in Eukaryota, Fungi, Ascomycota, Dothideomycetes, Pleosporales, Periconiaceae. The record is from the annotation of a GenBank genome assembly.